GCCGCUGGGGGCCGCUGGGGGCGCCGCAGGUGCGGAGGAUCCGCUGUACCUGCCGGGCAGCCGGGCGGACCCUCCCUCCGCGCUGCGCCCCGCGAGGGGAGACCUGAGGGAUUCUCGGGAGAAGGGGUGCGUCCUGGGGCGGCCGCUGAUGAAGAAAGGACCCGGUGCCCCGAAGCCUCUGAGUAGAAGGGGAUCGCAGAGGGGCCAGCAUGGGCGGCGAAGUGCCCACACCUUGGCUGCUGCUCUUCACCUGGCUCCCCGCAGGGUGCCUGUCCUUGCUGGUGACGGUCCAGCACACAGAGCGUUAUGUCACCCUGUUUGCCUCCGUCAUCCUCAAAUGUGACUACACCACCUCUGCCCAGCUCCAGGACGUGGUGGUGACCUGGCGCUUCAAGUCCUUCUGCAAGGACCCCAUCUUUGACUACUACUCUGCAUCAUACCAGGCAGCGUUGUCCCUGGGCCAGGACCCAUCAAAUGACUGCAACGACAACCAGCGGGAAGUUCGCAUCGUGGCCCAGCGGCGGGGACAGAAUGAGCCUGUGCUGGGGGUGGAUUACCGGCAGCGUAAGAUCACCAUCCAGAACCGAGCAGAUCUGGUGAUUAAUGAAGUGAUGUGGUGGGAUCAUGGAGUGUAUUAUUGCACCAUUGAGGCUCCAGGGGACACCUCAGGAGACCCAGAUAAGGAGGUGAAGCUCAUCGUCCUGCACUGGCUGACGGUGAUCUUCAUCAUUCUGGGAGCCCUCCUCCUCCUGCUGCUGGUUGGUGUGUGCUGGUGUCAGUGCUGUCCUCAGUAUUGCUGCUGCUACGUCCGCUGCCCCUGCUGUCCCACCCGCUGCUGCUGCCCUGAGGAAGCCCUGGCCCGCCACCGCUACAUGAAGCAGGCUCAGGCCCUAGGUUCUCAAAUGAUGGAAAAACCCCUGUACUGGGGGGCGGACAGGAGCUCCCAGGUUUCAUCUUAUGCAAUGAACCCGCUGCUGCAGCGAGAUUUGUCCUCGCGGUCCAGUCUUCCACAGAUGCCAGUGACCCAGACCACGGCUCACCCUCCCAUCACCAACGGUGUCCUGGAGUAUUUGGAAAAAGAGCUGCGGAACCUCAACCCCGCUCAGCCUCUGCCCCCUGACCUCAAAACCAGAUUGGGCCAUCCCUGCAGCAUGCUGUCUUCCCUGGGCUCUGAGGUUGUGGAACGCAGAAUAAUCCACCUGCCCCCGCUGAUCAGAGACCUGCCAUCCUCAAGGAGGACCAGCGACUCCAUGCACCAGCAGUGGCUCGCUCCAGUUCCCUCCAGACCCUGGGAUCUGAGGGAGGGGAGAAGGCAGCAUCAUUACUCUGAUUUCCAGCAGCAGUUCCAGGACGGGGGGCCAAAGCCCUGGGCAUUGGAGAGAAGGGAGCUGGACCACCUGUGGAGUGGAAGGCACCGCAGCUCCAGGCUCCAUGGGUCACCCAUGCCCUGGUCAGACAGGGACAGCCUCAGCGAUGGCCCCUCCUCCAGCGUGGCGCGCUGGCAUCCCAGCCGACCCCCCCUGAGGAGCCACUAUCAGCAGAGGCCCCGCAGGCCCCGCCCCCGGGAGAGCGCCCAGAGGCGAGGGAGACGCAGGCACCGCAGCCACUCCCCGCCCCUGCCCUCGGGCCUCAGCUCUUGGAGCUCUGAGGAGGAGAGGGAGAGGCAGCCCCAGAGCCGGAGGGCCCGCCGCCAGCGCUCCCACUCCCCAGACUGGCCUGAGGAGAAGCCGCCCAGCUACAGCUCGCUGGAUGUCAUUCCAGGCAAGAAUGGCAGGAAAAAAGGGAGUGUGGAGAGGCGCUCGGAGAGAGGCAGCUCCCGUAGCGGAAGGAGUGUUGUCAUUUAGUCACCAGGCACAGCACAGAUUCUGUGGCUACUUCUUGGCUCCCGCGUGUCCUCAGCAUCACGUAGAUUUCCAGCUGACUUGGGCGAGACCUGCAAGUCUGUAUAUAAGGGUUUUGGCUUAGAUUCUGAGAAUCAAAUAGAAGAAUUUUAAAAAUAAGAAUUUAAGGAAUUAAUGACUGUCAUUUUAGCUUUGGUUCACACACUCUGCAUAUUUAUAUAGUCUCUGACUAGUAAUGGACCCUAACUGGGAUGUGAUCCCUCAGGAACUUAAGUAGCCUGAGUCUUUAAACUAGGCUGCACUGCCCAGGACUGUGGCCAUUUUCAAAGUGAGGACUCAGGAAUUUUUAAGAAGAAAUUAAACAUGUUGGAAAUCUAUGGAAUAUUAUAGGGAAUUCCUGUGGAAACUUGUCUCUCUCUAUUGCAUAUCUUGAGGGUCCCUCCAUGUUUGGAGUUUAUCCUGCUGCCCCCACGCUCAGUCCUGAGCCAUCCUAAGGUUCUAGCAAGAGAUGUCACAGGAAAUACUCCAACCUUGUGCCCUCUCAUGGGCUAUUUAUUUUAAAUGUAAAAACUCACAGGUAAGCAGUUUUUACAGACUUAUUCCUGUGCCUUGUUUUCUUCUUACUCUUAAUUUAUAGUUUCUUAUAUAUUAUGUAUCCAUUAAAAUCACUUUAAAUGCUUCUUGGGAACAACAAAGUGUAUAAAUGAAUAAGAAAUAAAACGUACCGGGCUGAGGAUUCUACCCCAA
Messenger RNA from Lemur catta (Ring-tailed lemur), 2588 nucleotides. It is a transcript of the gene ILDR1, whose product is annotated as immunoglobulin like domain containing receptor 1. The record is from RefSeq and is a predicted model, not a curated record. The transcript is spliced from 8 exons. Gene Ontology annotation, cellular component: plasma membrane. Gene Ontology annotation, molecular function: high-density lipoprotein particle receptor activity. Bases 210 to 1844 code for a protein of 544 amino acids. NCBI's taxonomy places the organism in Eukaryota, Metazoa, Chordata, Mammalia, Primates, Lemuridae.